Molecule: messenger RNA, 696 nt
Organism: Debaryomyces fabryi
Lineage: Eukaryota; Fungi; Ascomycota; Pichiomycetes; Serinales; Debaryomycetaceae
Exons: 1
Coding region: 1-696 (231 amino acids)
Source: RefSeq, a predicted model, not a curated record
AUGACGUACGCAGAGCAAUUACACAGUGGCGUAAAUGCACUCAGGGCAAUUUACCCUCGUGAGGAUGCAAUUGUUGUCAAUGCACACCAUGGCAAUAAUUGGUUACAAUCCUAUGGUUCCAAGCGGGCAUCGUAUCAGAAAAUUGGUGAUUUUACAGCAGUAUUAAAGUACGGGAUGAGAGAUUUAGAAAAAAGUCUCACGAGCACAAUAUCGAAUGUCUUCGCGGAUUACUUAAAUGAAAUCUUAAAUAAUACGGGCGGAACUGAAUGUUCAGAAGUAACUGAGUCACUACCGGCGGGGAAACAAUGGUCCAAUACAGGGACUAGUGCAAAUAUUAGGACUUGUGCAUGUAAUUGGAACAAAUGUAAUAUUAAAGCUUCGGAAGACCAAAUGCAACAGGCUGCGAACUGGGCAGAUAACGCAAUUGCGCAGUAUCCAGAUAGUAUAGACUAUAAAAUGGGGUUUAGUAAUAACGAGGCUUGGCACUUGUGUAUAAAAUUGGUAAGAAAUGAAUUAUGCGAUGAUAAGUACGAUGCCUACGAUGCUGUAACGAGCAUGGGGUGUCCGCAAGGGUAUUGUAAUGGUACCGCUACCGAUUGCAAGAAAUUUGCGGACUAUUUUAACAUCUCCUCAUCUUGGGUCUACAUUACAGCACUUAGCUUAGUCUUAUUAUUCUUACGCAACCGACAAUUUUAA